AGCAGCUCUCUGAAGAUGGAUGGAAAGAGCAGUGCUGGGAACAGGAAGUCAAGAAAGUUUCGCUCCCUCUCGAGAUCACUCAUCCUGUGCAACGCCAAAACCAGCGACGACGGCUCGAGUCCUGACGAGAAGUGCCCUGAUCCCUUGGAGAUCUCUACCAGCUGGGGUCAAGGGGAUUUUGACUGCUGUGCUAGAACACCACUGCCAUACACAUCAGAGACAGAAGAGAGUCCACCCGAUCCUGCACGUGUGAUCCCCAGCAUGGUCCAGCCCAAAGCGGCAGCAAACAAGAACUGCAACAACAUGAGGAGAAAGUUACUCACCAAGGACAGUUGCAUCUGUAGGCUGUGUACAAGCACAGGGAACAGCAGCUCAGGAAUCAAGCUGUCCAGGACUCCAAAGUGUGCAUUGCUAUGGAAAGGGUUCACAAGCAGCCCCAUGCCUGCUGGAGGUGCAGCUAACAGGGAUGCUCGUCUGUGCCCAGGGGAUGAACUGGUAGCACUGAAUGGACAACCACCUAAAGCUCUGUGCAGGAAGGAAGCUGAGCCUCUCCUUCACCCCCCAUCACGGCUGCUGAACAUCAUGGAGGCUGGCAAAGAGACACCGAGCUGCAAGGAAAGGCCUCUGGGAACACACAACAGCUUUCUGCACAGGAACGCUGCCUGCCAGCGGACCCGCAGCAACUCAACCAGUGUAGACCCAUGCUGGCUGGGGGAGAUGGACUGCUCAGCACCACGGAAAGCCCCCAGGGACCGGCAGCCUCACGCGCUCCACACCAGCCGCAAGUCUCUUUCCCAACAGCUUGACUGCUCUGCAGGGAGAGCCCCAGCCAUUUCAAGGCCAUCUAGAUCACUCAGUACAGCACAGCUGGUGCAGGCAUCCUGCAGCUCUCAGGCUUCAGUAAUCUCAAACAUCGUAUUGAUGAGAGGACAAGGGAAGGGUUUGGGCUUCAGCAUCGUUGGAGGGAAAGACAGCAUUUAUGGACCAAUAGGCAUCUAUGUCAAAACCAUCUUUCCUGGUGGAGCUGCUGCUGCUGAUGGAAGGCUACAAGAAGGUGAUGAAAUCCUGGAGCUGAAUGGAGAGCCCAUGCAUGGCUUAACACACUCUGAUGCUUUACACAAGUUCAAGCAGGCCAAAAAGGGUCUUCUGACACUUACAGUCAGGACAAGCUUUGGUACACCUCAUUCUGCUUCCAGCUGUCUGUCACCCCACUUGUGCCAGUCUCUGAGCUCCUGCAUAACCAAAGAGAACAACUCUUUCAGUUCAGACAGUGCAGCGUUCUCACUGAAUGCCACAAAGCCCAAUGACAGGAUCAUCAUGGAGGUCACCCUCAACAAAGAGCCAUGUGCUGGCCUUGGCAUUGGGUUAUGCAGCAUCCCCUACUUCCAGUGUAUUUCAGGGAUUUUUAUUCACACCCUCUCACCAGGCUCAGUGGCACAUAUGGAUGGAAGACUCAGGUGUGGAGAUGAAAUUAUAGAAAUUAACGAGGCUUCAGUACAAAAUAUGACUCUUAAUGAAGUUUAUGCUGUGCUAAGCCACUGUGACCCUGGUGCAGUGCAGAUUAUUAUCAGCAGACACCCUGAACCACAGGUGUCUGAGCAGCAGUUAAAGGAAGCUGUUGCACAAGCUGUGGAAAACAACAGAUUUGGAAAGGAGAGACAGCAGUGGAGUACUGAAGGUGUUAAAAAGCUAGAGGCAAGCUGGCAUGGCAGAGACCUGUGUGAGAAACACCUGGAGAGGAACGGUGCCCACGGCCCCCGCAGGAUACAGAGGCUAAUGACCCGCUCCAGCAGCGACAGCAGCUACAACCCCAGGUCCUCACCUAGCGAUGGUGCUGUGCACCACCUGACUGACUCCAAAGAACGGGUCCACAGCAUUGAUGUACCAGUUACCAGGCAGCCUGGCCUGCUGUGUUCCUUGUCUGAUAAUCAUCCAGAGAGAAACUCCCCUCCUGCUUGUAGGGACAGGGAGCAACCCGUGCAAAACACUAAGAAAUCAUCAGAGAUCCUCGUCAGAAAACCUAAAUCAUCCAAGCCCAAACCUCCCCCAAGGAAAUACUUCAAGCAGGACUGUACAUGCAGUGACCAGUGUGACCCAGACAGGAAAGAAAAGCUCCUGUCAGAUGUGGUUGGAGCACCUUCUGCAAGGCUUCAGCAGGAAGCUGGAGAAACAGUGCUAGAGGGACAUCAAACUGGUGUAACCCACAACGUCUUUACCACUUCUCCUACAGCAUCUGACGCUGAUCACACAGCUGCUGUUCCAGUGAGCAGAGAUCAAGACAGAAAAGCAGACUUAGGGAAUCCACUUUCAGCAAUACAAAGGCCUAUACUUAAAAGACAAGCACGGGUAGAUUACAGUCUUGAGACAACAACAGAAGACCCUUGGGUUAAAAUUUCUGACUGCAUAAAAAGCUUAUUUAACCCUACCAUGAGUGAAGACAACGUCCACUUAGAUUUGCAACCUGGCACCAACAAAGAGAACCAGAAUCGAAGCAGCUCAGAGACAGUUCUGAAGAAAUCAGAAUCAGAAAGUGUUGGUUCAAAAGUGCUAAAAUCAGAGGAAAAUGACAGUGUGAAGAGAGGUCCUCCUGUUGCACCUAAGCCAGUCUGGUUUCGCCAGAGCCUGAAAGGACUGAGGAAAGCAAAUUCAGGUGUAAAGACACAGGCAGAUCAAAGUCCUCCUGGCCUUGAGAGUAUUGCCAGCAAAGAGCUGCAAUGCUGUGUCUCUCCAAGGGGAUCAUCAAUAAAACAAAGAAUAAACUCAUUUGAGUCCUUGAGUGCUCCACAGUCACCUGAAAAACCACCCCGAAGGUUCAGCCUGAAGCAGCCAGCCCGGCCAGAGCCCUCUGCUGCAGAAGGGGCUGCAGCCCGGACACACCAAGCCCUUCUCCAGCACUGUGACAAUAGCCAGCAGCCUCCUGGGGUCAUGUGCACAAUGAGCCUGGACAGAUCUUCCUCUUCCAGAGAGGUCCUUGUAGCUAGCUCGGGGAGAAGCAACAAUGCCAGCACUGAAAAUUCCCUGGGCCUCUCCAGCACAGAGGCCACGGCAACCUCCCCUCCUGCAGCGGUAGCAAAAGCACAGAGCCUGCGGUCACGAAGCUUCCCACUCACUGCCACCCCAGCCUGUGAGAUGAUGAAGCCACGGGAUGAAAGGUGUAGCAAAAUCUACUCCAUCAGCAGCCAGGUGUCAUCUGCUUUAAUGAAAUCGUUGCUUUGCCUUCCUCAGUCUCUAACCUCUUCUGGAAACAGCACCUGGGAAACCCUGGACUCAUUGUCUCAGUCCUCUGCAGAGGAGGAGGGGACUUCUCUCUCACCUGAGAAUCACCACCUGGACACUGGAUUUUCACUAAAUCUCUCUGAGCUGAGGCAAUAUAGUGUGAGCCUGGCAGACCGUGAGAAGGAGGAAGAGAAAGAAGAAGGCAGCUCACUUCAGGCAUCUGCUGUGCCAGGGCAGUCUGUUAUCUCUCUGCUUUCCCCUGAGGAGUUAUCAAAGCUGAUAGAGGAAGUCAAAUCUCUGGAUGAAGCAACUUUAAAGGAAUUUGAUGAUAUUCAUGUCACAGUUUUGCAUAAAGAAGAAGAUACUGGGCUUGGCUUCAGUCUGGCAGGAGGUGUUGACCUAGAAAACAAAGUGAUAACAGUUCACAAAGUGUUUCCCAAUGGACUAGCAUCUCAGGAAGGAACUAUCCAGAAAGGAGAUGAAGUGCUGUCCAUUAAUGGAAAGUCCCUGAAGGGUGCGACUCACAGCGCUGCUUCAGCACUCAUGCGGCAGGCACGGCAGCCCAGACAAGCUGUUGUUGUCACCAGAAAAGCUAAAGAUGGAGAGAAACAGUUCAGUGCUUCAAUCAGCUCUAGCAGCUCUUCAGUAGCAAGUGAUGCUUCACAGGAGUCUGCAGAUACAACCUGCACUGUGACUCUGGAAAAAACAGCUGCUGGUUUAGGAUUCAGUCUGGAAGGAGGCAAGGGCUCAGUUCAUGGAGACAAACCCAUCAUCAUUAACAGGAUAUUUAAAGGGACUGCACUGGAACAACACAGCCCUGUUCAGCCUGGUGAUGAGCUGCUACAAGUGCACACAAGGCCCAUGCAAGGGCUCACUCGUUUUGAAGCAUGGAAUAUCAUCAAGGAAUUACCUGAUGGCCCCAUCACAGCUAUCAUCAGGAGGAAGAAUCCAAGCUCUGUUACCACCAAGUCAUCUGAAACUCUAUAA
Indicator indicator is the source of this 4203-nucleotide messenger RNA. RefSeq names its product interleukin 16 (gene IL16). The coding region runs from base 16 to 4203 and encodes 1395 amino acids. NCBI's taxonomy places the organism in Eukaryota, Metazoa, Chordata, Aves, Piciformes, Indicatoridae. Gene Ontology annotation, molecular function: CD4 receptor binding; cytokine activity. Gene Ontology annotation, biological process: leukocyte chemotaxis; induction of positive chemotaxis. The transcript has 20 exons. The record is from RefSeq and is a predicted model, not a curated record.